UGUUGCAGGAGUCCCUGAUUUCCGAAAGUACUCCUCCCUCCUCUCUCUCUUUCCCCCUGUGAGAGACAGACGGAGAGAGAGAGCCUACAGUACUGUGCAGUGCAGAACGAGAUGAGGCAGGGAGGACUGUAACCCUGACAUCCACAGACAGAGAAAGAGAGAGAGAGAGAGAGCUCCAAAACAGACACCCAGCCUCUCUCAAAUCACCAACCAAGCCUGGCUGCUGACAAAGAUAAACAGAUUGAAGGAGGAAACCUCUAGUCCUGUAACAUAUCUGACCGUAUCACACACUGUGUCGCAUUACAGGACGUGUGCUUUGUGAUUUGCCGUAUGCUUCGUGUAUGUGAUCUUAGGACAGGGGAAAGGGAUCCGUCCUGUUCAAGACUGCUGGCUUGUGCGGAAGACACUGCCUCGGAAUCCACUGGGAGGAAACGGAGAUACGAGGAGCUAAGACACAGGCAUCCGGCUAGCCCUGCCUAGCUGGGCUCCCCUGCCUGCCUGCCUGCCUGUUUGAAGGAUUUGAAUUCCCGUUCUCCACCUACCGCCUCUGCAUCCCAUUCCGACGUUUCCAAGAAGAGUUUCUGUUUCUCCCAUCCGGAGAACCGAUCCGGGUGCCGUCCCUGCGAUUGCAAGGAGGCGUUCCUCCUCCGUUUGGGAUUUGAGGGAAUUUUGGGGUGAAUUUGAAGGAUUGUUGCUGUUCCAGGUUUUUCUUAGGGUUGCAUUUGUUCCACAGCUCUUGCGAGUGUGUUUGUGAACGGAGCGCUGUGCACGAACCUAUUAAAUCACGUUCGAAAAGGACGUUUACUGGACAGGAUUCAUGAAAGCUUUUCAGGAAACGUUGGGGUCGCAUGAAUUAUUAAAAACAGUUCCUCUGAUGGGAAAAUGAGAUUCUCUGUAAUCUCUCUGCGAUACAGAGCAGAGCUAAAAGGGGACGCUGGAACUGGCUGAAAAUCAACGUUUGUGAUUCCAGGUUCCAAGGCUGUGAUUUCAAGAAGCAGUUUUAGUUUUGGCUUGGCAGAGGCCUGCGUCUCUAUUUCUGAAUGGUUUUGAGUGGCAGGCCUGGGUGCUAGUCUGUGUAACUGUGGAGGUUGCAAGGGUAUGGCUCGCAGUAUGUAAGGUUUCACCUGAAUAAUGAAAAUAAAUCAAAAGACUGUGGGCAGAGAGAAAUCAUUUUUUAAUGUCAAUUUAAUUUGUGAAAUUGAGGUGUUUUUUUUUCUCUAAAUCCUUAAACGGUUUGCGAAAAAGCCACAUUCGAAAUUUGAAACUGGAGUCGCACACAGAGGACGCACGCAGGUUUAGGGUUGAAGAGAAUCGAGGAGUUGUGAAAAAUCCAACCCAUUCCAUUUAAACCCCCUCAUGCCGGCGCGCGAGAACAGGCAGGACGGAGCGGGUUUCAGAGUUUGGUGGGUAGCAGAAACGGGUCCAUUUACAGCAGACCGUUUGUAUUCGAGGGGUCGUUGGUUGUGAGCAGGUAGAAACCGCAGUGAAGGAGAGAGAGUGUUUUAGUGAGUGAGUCGGUGAAUGAGUUCUAAAUAUAAAUGGUGCCUAAUUGACUGGGUAGGUCCGAUCGAUGUCUGCUGCAGGAAAACUAAUUCUGUACAGUAAUUGCUAAUGCACAGGAUGUCGUGGUAGCGCUGUAGUGUGGUUGUCUUGUAAUAUCGGAGUAUGUUGCACUCGUCCUUUGCAAUGUGCUGAAGCUCUCUGAUACGGUCCACGUGCACUUUCACUUGUCGGAACCCUGUACUGGCCGCCACGAGGCUACGGACCCAUGACACAGAUCAGAACCACGAUUCUAGACCCUGAUUUGGAGAAUAGGAUGCUUGAAAGAACUGGACCGGGUGCGCCAAACCCCAGAGCUUUUAUCACGAGCUUCGUUUUAUCAGCUCAGGACUGCAAAAGACAUUGAGAUAUUUAAUUUUUUUUUUAGUAUUAUAAUGAAUUAUUUAACCAGGAAUAAACCUAUUAAGAACACAUCCUGCCACAGAGAGAAACACACACUGUAUUAUUGCUGUUAUUAUUUAGUGAUUUAGCAGGCUCUCUUAUCCAAAGCGACUUCCAACAGGACCUCGUUUGUUUGACGUCUCAUCCGAAGGGCGGAGCACAAGGAGGUUCAGUGACUUCCUCAGGGUCGCACACACACACACACAGAGUGAUUCAGUGAGAUUGAACCGGGAGCCUCCUGCUAUCAAGUCGUUUUCUCUAACCCCUGGACCCCCGUGCCUGCCAUAUUGUAUUGCUGUUGUUAUUGGUGCUGCUAGUGCUGUAUCUUUAGCCUGGUCUGGCUCUCGGCGUUGAUUUUGAGGUCAGACGGGGGCCGCCUCUCUCUUCGUAAGACGCUGACCGCUCUCUCUUGAGAGAGGAGUGAAAGUGAAAAGAAACACCAGCAGGGAAAAUAGACCGAGGAGAGAAGAGUGUUUAAAGACAAAGUGUUGGAUACAAGAGACUUCGAUUCCAGGAUAUAACAGACUGAUUUUAUAUAUAGAUUGUUAUCACUAACCCUGUGCCUGGGACAGCAAUGCACACGUCUCUCUGUGAAUGUGAUUGAGUGAACGCACAAGCACAUAUAUAUAUAUCUCAAAAACAUUUGUAAAGAAAGUUACAACGAAGACAGACCAAGAGACGGACAGACGGACAGAUCCGCCACCAUGGACAUGCUCCCCAAACCGAAAUACAGCCACCUCCGUAAUGAGUCCGUGAGCUCGGUGGACGCCCUGCUCCUGCCCCCCUCUCCCGGGGGGUACAGCUCGGACACGCAGCUCCUCUCCCCCACCCCCUCCCUCUCCCCCCUCCCUCCCCUCGCCUCCCCUGCCCCUUUCUCCCCCUCCUCCCACUCGAUCACCCCCAUCCUGCCCCCUGACGACAGCCCCACCACCCUCUGCUCCUUCUUUCCUCGCAUGGGGGGUCUGCGCCUGUCCGGCCCCGGGGGGCUGCUGCCUGGUUUGAGGGUCUCUAGAGUUGCUGGAGAGGUCUCGUCUCCCCUAACCCCUUCUCCUCUCCCCGCUGAUGCCCAGGAUAUGAAUCGGCUGGGGGCCGGAGGGAGGCGCACGCGCGUGGAGGGGGGUCAGCUGGGCGGGGACGAGUGGACGCGCCAUGGCAGCUUCGUGAACAAGCCCAUGCGAGGCUGGCUGCACUCGGACACCACGGUCAUGGGGCCCGGGGUCUCCUACCAAGUCAGGUAUAUGGGCUGUGUGGAGGUCCUGCAGUCUAUGAGAGCUCUGGACUUCAACACCCGGACUCAGGUCACCAGGGAGGCGAUCUCCGUGGUGUGUGAGGCGGUGCCCGGAGCCAAGGGAGCUCUGCGCAGGAGGAAGCCCUCCACUCGCUCGCUGUCCUCCAUCCUGGGGAAGAGUAACCUGCAGUUUGCCGGCAUGUCCAUCAAUCUGAGUGUGUCCACCAGCAGCCUCAACCUGAUGGCUACGGACUGCAAACAGAUCAUUGCUAACCACCACAUGCAGUCCAUCUCCUUUGCGUCGGGAGGGGACCCAGACACUGCUGAAUAUGUUGCAUACGUUGCCAAAGAUCCCGUCAAUCAGAGAGCCUGUCACAUCCUGGAGUGCCCGGAGGGUCUUGCUCAGGAGGUGAUCAGCACUAUCGGCCAGGCCUUCGAGCUGCGCUUCAAACAGUACCUGAAGAACCCGCCCAAACUGGUCACGCCCCACGACAGGAUGGCCCCCUUCGAUGGCUCUGCCUGGGACGAGGAGGAGGAGGAGCAGCCCCCCCCUGAUAUCCAGUACUACAAUGACUUCCCCGGCAAGGACCCGCCACUGGGAGGACUGGUGGACAUGAGGGGGCCCCGCAGCGCCACCACCGGAGCUACACUGCCUGUGGGUCAGCCGUCGGGGGCUCAGCUGGACUGUCUGAAGCAGCUCCCUGCACUGGCAGGUUCCGCUAGAGAGAGGGACCCCGCUCCGCCCCUGCCGACCGUCAAGCCCUCCGGCCGCUCUGACCUCUUCGAUGACCCCUCAUACGUCAACGUGGACAAGCCCCGCCCCCCAGCCGCCUCCGCAGCCAAUGGGAAUGCACACCGAGACGCCUUUGACAUGAAGCCCUUCGAGGACGCGCUCCGAGUCCCGGCGGCGCCCCCUAUGGAGGAGCAGCUGCGGCGCGAGCUCUGGUUCCACGGGAAGGCGAGUCGGAAGGAGGCGGAGAAACUGCUGCAGGAGAACGGAGACUUCCUGGUGAGGGAGAGCACCACCACCCCGGGACAGUACGUGCUGACAGGCCUGCAGGGGGGGCACCCCAAACACCUGCUGCUCGUCGACCCCGAGGGAGUGGUGCGGACCAAAGACCACCGCUUCGAGAGCGUCAGUCACCUGAUCAGCUACCACAUGGACAAUCACCUGCCAAUCAUCUCGGCGGGCAGCGAGGUGUGCCUGCAGCAGCCCGUGGAGCGGAGAGCGUGAGGCUCCCAGCAUGCCCUGCUCCAGAGCCAGACAAGACGCCUCCCUCGGACACCUCGCACGCACACACACACACGGGCAAAGCACAGACAAUCUGGGGCUUACUUCACAUGCUCCUACAAACACAGACAGACAGACAGACAGACGCUUAACAAAGCUGCAGGCUCCUCAUUCAGUCUGUCAGCAGACCCCACAGGCAAAGAAAAACACGAAACAAGAUUAUUUAGACUUGUUCCUGUUUAGAAAAGUCACAGAUUGGUGAAAUUCUUAAUGAUGUUAGAAGUGACCCAGCUAGUUCAGGAUUAGCUGUUUGCAUUGUAUGUUUCUAGAUCUCAUGGUACAGCCUGGGACUGAGGAUUGAGAUACUCACACAGUGAUGCAGUAACCAAAGCAGCCGCUCCCACAGCAGAGACUGGAGACUUGACAGCAACGCCUUUUAAUUCUCAUAGGCUUUUUAUACUUCAAUCAGUCUAUCUGAUGUGGGAGGGGUUAUAUUAGAGAGGCGGGGCUAUCCUGGAAUGGAACUUCGGAACUUCGGAUGGAACCUUUGACAAAGCACAGAGAUUCUAAUCAUUCCAUAUAUAAAUAGAUGUAGAAUUAAUCUGAUUUUUUUUUUUUUUUUAAGGAGUACAAAAGUGCUCUCGCCUUCCUUUUUUUUUAUAUAUAUAUAUAAACUUGGAGAAGCUUUUUUGGAAAUGGGAGAAUCAUACAGUUUGUGUACUCAUUAUAAUAAUAAUCAGAAGUGGCACAAAGUCUUUUUUUUCCAUACGGAAAUAUGCAAGUCCACUUUUUCUCUCUGGGAAGAUAAGAGGUUGCACAAAAAAAAACAUUUGGGAGAACGCGCACCAGAGAGAACCGCAGUUACACGUGUCUGACACAAGGGGGAGCUUGUCUGUUUCACUGCGGAAUUAUUGUGGUUUACAGCCUAUACAAAUAGCGCAGGAGAGCAGCCAAUGGGAUUCCUGCACGGGGGGUCAUGUGAUGCAGGAGGAAGCGGAGGAGCCGUUGCGUUUUCAUCACCGCGACUGUUGCUUCAACUGAACUUUUUUUUACUGAAUUAUUAUUGUGCUGCAGAAUCCUGGAAUGAAAUCGAAGCGUAUCCAUCUGGACGGAUGGUUCCUGAGCCAAGUAAGGCUGUCGGAGCUCCAAAAGGGCUCUUGGAAGUUUAAAUUCUCAGUGGCUGGAUGGAUGGGUGGCCCUUUUCAACCAAAGCACAUGCACUCAGCCAGAACCCAAGUGCAGGGGAGCACUCUGCUUGUCUGGAGCGGGAGUUUGGGGGGGGAAAAGGGGGGGGUGGAACGACACUGUAAUUUGAAUGACGAUGCUAACAUAGCAAAGUCUAUCUGCAGACCCUGUGAAAUCUGUUUGCAUCAUGUGGUGUGUGUCAGAUGGGAGAUGGGAGCGGUUCAGCUGUACCGUUUAUUCUGAAACGCUGACCAGGAACAAAGCUGGCUUUCUCCUUGUAGAAUAUACUUUCAAAAUUUUGAAUUAGCUGGAAAGCUGAAGUAUAAUUCCUACUGUAAUACAGUAAAAAACUAAACUCAGCAGUAAAAUAGACCGGUCAGCCCCUCCCAUCACCAUCUCCUAUUAAAGACAGUGGAGUGAAGCCCUCUUCUGUGCAGUAGAAUGGGUGCUACUGAUUUCCAUUCAUUCCUGCAGGUGGUUUUAUGAACCCUGCUGUAUGAACGGGUUCGAGCAGUCCGGUUUGUCCCAUGUUGGAAUGCUUGUCCCAGCACUGGUUCUGGACUCUGAUCGGGUUCGUUUUGAAUGGACCGGUCCCGGAGCUCACACAGCCCAGCUCUUGGUUCAUGAGUCUGGCGGAUAUUCACAGGCAACCUCGAUUUAUCGAAACUGCAUCGAACCAGGAGGUGCUCCGAUAAUCAAACUGUGAAAAUUGUGUACCCGACACCUCCUAAAAAAAAAUUCAACCCCUUUACCUGUAAAUACAUAACACAUGACGCUGCACUGUUAAAUAGAGAGCCCAUUGUGUGACCACAGAGCAGGAGAGCACAGCACACAACAGCAGUGCUGCGCUAACCCAUCAUUUGAUUAUUGGAGUCAGUCUUUGCUGGCGAGGGCCGUUGCUGCUGAUUGAGCUAAUGUACCAUUUCCAGUAGAAACGAGGGACGAAACAGCUGCUUGGGUUUGUGAGGAUCACUGCUCUCUGCAGAGUAAGAAAAGCAGCGAUCGUCACAAACCCAAGCAGCUGUUUCUUCACUUUUAAAUCUCGUAAGUCCUGUCCCCAUCAGAAUGUUUCAGCAGCAGGGAGCGUAGGUCUCGCACUCGGAACGUCGAUGACAAAAACAGUGCUGUGUUUUGAUCAAUCGGAUCAGUUAAAAAUGCUCCAGAUCAGCCCGAUCAACACCAGUGAGUCUCGCCAUGAUCAGCCCCUGAUUUCUGCAGAGCGAGCGAUCCCGAUAAUCAAGUAAUCAGCUUGUGCUGCACUGGCUCAACCGGACGGGUUAGAGGCGCUGGCGAUGUUCACUCGGUUUUACUGCACAGAGAGUUCGGUAUAACAGGAGUUUUAAUGCUGCCUCCUGGAUGCUGUUGUAUUACUAUAGAAUCAGCACACAGUCUGUCUGGCUUCCCACACCGUGUCUAUGCAGAGAAUCUCUAUCCUGUGUCCUUCUGUCAAAGAAAAUACAUACAGUCGUCUUGACUGACAUCGCUGGCAUUUAAGGGGGUGUUACACAGCUCUGGCCAAAAGUUUUGCAGCACCCUCUGUCGAAUAAACGAAUUUUGCUUCACGAAGUGAAAUGAAACCUGCUGAAUAAUGUUACGUUAACAUAUUGAAUUACACGCCGCUUUUGUAGUUUUCCUAAUACUUAACGAAAUCCGUCAGGAAAUACUGCACUUCAGUUACGGCUUCCGGUAGACGUUUGCGAUCUCGUUUUGUAGUUUCUUUAUUGCAUGAAGUUAAAUAAAAGAUCUAAAUUAUGUUCAUAGUGUUUUUUUUUUGUUUUUUUUUAUCAAUCCUAAAAUUCUAGGUGGUGCAAAACUUUUGGUCAUAGCUGUAUUUAUUUAAAAAAAAAAAAAAGUUUAUUAUUAAAUACAAACUUUAUUUUUUUCCUUCUCAAAGAAAAAAAUAAUCUAAAUAUAUUUCAUAUGCUUUGUUAUGACCAUGCUUUGUAAAGCACACUUUGUAAUCCCCUAGCUUGUCGGUUCAGUGCGGUGAAGCUGUGUGUCGGGGGGGGGGGGGGGGGGGGGGGUGUCUGGGUACUUCAUUCAAAAUCCGGUUCAUCUCUUGAGCUCUCGAGCCCCCGUCUGGCACUUUUGAGUUUACAGCUUUUUUUAAUGAGUUUGAAAAAGACGAAAUGCAGCGAAACUGUUGAGUGCACAAUCCUGACUUGCAGGGAUAGAAAUAACCACAGUCAAGUGUUAAAACCUGGAAUGGAUGAAACUGCUGUGCAGUAGGAGUCUUAUUCCCAUCCCUGCUGGUGUGUAAACGGGGGACAGUCUGUCUGUCUGCAGCUUCUGAGCCGCGUACGCUCUGUGGUGUUGGGUAGAAGCGACUCCAGUCCUAUCAAGCCUGUUGAUUUGAUUGGGUAGAAGCGACUCCAGUCCUAUCAAGCCUGUUGAUUUGAUUGGGUAGAAGCGACUCCAGUCCUAUCAAGCCUGUUGAUUUGAUUGGGUAGAAGCGACUCCAGUCCUAUCAAGCCUGUUGAUUUGAUUGGGUAGAAGCGACUCCAGUCCUAUCAAGCCUGUUGAUUUGAUUGGGUAGAAGCAAGUCUAGUAUUAUCAAGCCUGUUGAUUUGAUUGGGUAGAAGCGACUCCAGUCCUAUCAAGCCUGUUGAUUUGAUUGGGUAGAAGCGACUCCAGUCAUAUCAAGCCUGUUGAUUUGAUUGGGUAGAAGCGACUCCAGUCAUAUCAAGCCUGUUGAUUUGAUUGGGUAGAAGCGACUCCAGUCAUAUCAAGCCUGUUGAUUUGAUUGGGUAGACUCGAGUCCAGUCAUAUCAAGUUGCUGUUGUUUCAUCAGCUUUUUAGUAAACUUCCCAGCUCGGACCCCUAUGCACAGACCCCCCCCCCCCCCCCCCCCAGUAGAACUUCUGAAGCACAGCCUCUUACAACCCCAUCUCCCCUCUUUAAAGUGUACCACAGUAAAUUUGCACCAUAAUUUUUGCAGUUUUCCCAAUGCUUUUCAGAUGAUUACACUAACCAUGCUUUACCAGACCUCUCUGUACUUUACAAUGCUUCCCUAUGCUUUACCAGACCUCUCUGUGCUUUACAAUGCUUCCCUAUGCUUUACCAGACCUCUCUGUGCUUUACAAUGCUUCCCUAUGCUUUAUCAGACCUCUCUGUGCUUUACAAUGCUUCCCUAUGCUUUACCACACCUCUCUGUGCUUUACAAUGCUUCCCUAUGCUUUACCAGACCUCUCUGUGCUUUACAAUGCUUCCCUAUGCUUUACCAUGUCUCUCUGUGCUUCCCUGUGCUUUCACUGUGCUUUAUCACACUUUGCUGUGCUUUUUCUGUGCUAGACUUUCAUUGGGGAGUUCUCCAAGUGGAUUUGAAAGUGUUAAUGAAACGUGCCUUGGCCCGACCGUGGCCUGAUCUUGGUAAUGCAAUUCUGUUGCGUUAUUGUUUUAUAAUCAUAAGAGGAGCCAAAGACUGGAGGGAAAGGGAGGGGCCAGUAUCUCCAGUAAAUGUUGUGACCAAUCGCAUCUCUCUCUCUCUUCGCCUCCCAUUCUAUCCCCGCCCCCUUGCAGGGAAUGGGAGGGGCUUGUGGGACAGAAUAAGAAAAUGAAAAGAAAAUACACAGAAUCUUAAAUUAUUAAUUUAAUUUAUUAUAUUUGAUUGGGUUUGCCUGUAUUUAUCUUUAAGUGUUAUGGACAAAUCCCUACAAGCUUUAUUGGAGCAAAGAUUAGUGGUAGGAUUGUAAAGUAAAACUAAAACCCAGAACCCUUCAAAACAUAUCUGUGCAAAGGAGAGGAGAGAGAGAGGCUUGAGGUUCAGCCCCCCCUGUCCUUUCCUGAGGUUUCAUCAGACAGGAGAAGUUCCAGGUAUUACCAGCAGAGGUGCUAGAGAGUGCACCAGACCUCUGCAAACUAAACUAAAGCUCUUUCGGGUGUGAUCAACUAAAUAUCUGAUUUUCACAAAACUCCUCUUCCCUGUUGAUUUAAACAAGGUAAUAUUCUAGAACGGUUUUGGGAAUGUAAGAUUGCACAGAGCACCGGGAUGCAGCUUAACAUACAGGAGGCUGUGCGGUCCAGUGGUUAAAGAAACAGGCUUGUAACCAGGAGGUCCACGGUUCAAAUCCCCCCUCAGCCACUGUCUCAUUGUGUGACCCUGAGCAAGUCACUUAACCUCCUUGUGCUCCGUCUUUCGGGUGAGAUGUAAUUGUAAGUGACUCUGCAGUUGAUGCAUAGUUCACACACCCUAGUCUCUGCAAGUCACCUUGGAUAAAGGCGUCUGCUAAAUAAACAAAUAAUAACAUAUUAAAAACACUGGGAACAGCAUGCCUGCCUAACAGUGAAAGAGCCGAAUCAGUGAAAUAUUGAAUAGGGAAAUAUCCAGGGAGUGCAGAGUGUAGCAAAAAGUAUUGCAGCGUGCGUGCGUGUGUCUUUCCAGCGGAACUGUAGGUCAGUAUCUAGAAUGCUUUUCUGCUGAGAAGAUAUUGCUGGAUCACGCUGCUGUGUGCUUAAAAUGAAGGCUUUGUUGUGUUUUUAAAUACACUCUCUUAAAUAUUUGUUUCCUAGAUUCAUUUUUGUAUUGAAACGCAGGAAUGGAAAUAAGACUCCUAUUGCACAGCAGAGUCACCCCUUCCAGGUUUUACUAAGAGCUUGGUUAGGCCCAGUGUGUAUAAGUAACAAGUUCAGAUGUGUCUUAUUAUUAAACUCCUAGCGAAACCAGGACUGGAUCAAACUGCUGUGCAACGGGAGUUAGUUCCAUCCCAGAAACGGGUUGAUGUAUGGAAUGAAAGUACUGUGUUUCUUGUGAAAGCUGCAGGCUGUUCUGUAACACACCCAUCAGUGUCCAUUUAAAGAGUUCUGUACCUUCCUCGCUGGAGAGAGAGAGAGAGCACUAGAACACUGUUUCAUUUUUUAAAACAUGCAAACUUCUCCUACUGUUGAAAUCUUACACCAGCGCUGGUUCCUCAAUGCUUUAUCUUUUCUGUUUUUUGUUGAUUGUCUUUGAUCAUGAUAUUGAUGUCAUAAUGUAUUGUGAUUUAUCGAAAUGUUUUAUUGUUUGUUUGGGAGGAGGUGAGGAGGGGUGGCCUGCUGGAAACAUGAACAGUAGAGCAGGCAUCAAAAUAUCCUGAUAACAGUCUUAAAAUGCUCCCCACUUACUGUGGUGGUCAACAUUCAUAGCACAAAACUAUGCAGUCUGUUCCAACAGUGUAUAUGCAUUUACAUAUGGAUUGAGAUACAUAUACCCCCACUCCCCCAGUUCCCUAUACAAAGAGGUGUAGAUAUAGACUAUGCAAAAAAAAAAAAAAUUGAGAAAUCUCGUGUUUUUUAUUAGAAUUGAUUAGAAUUUUUAAUGAAUCAGAUUGAAGUCAAAAUAUGUUUAAGUGUCUCAUCGUUCUUUAUUGGGCUGGUGUUCUGGCCUGAGUCCGCUAUUUAUUUUUCUGUUUAAAUAUGAACAGAAAUAUUAUGAUUUUCAAAGGUGGAUUCGCUUCCUGUUUUCGGUGUCAUUUAAGACUUUGCCUUGCGGUCCCUGGCACGUUAUUCUUAAUUGAGCCUCCCCACCAGCAGGGGGCAGUCCAGAUUAAGACACAGCCGUUAGCACUCCAUGGGGAGCAAAACAGAGUGAUAUCUAUCAACACUCCUGUAAUCUGUCUCUCAGUAACCCUAACACUAACCCUUGCGUUUGCGAGACCACAGGAUAGGAAAGGCUGCAAAACCUGUACUGACAAAAUCAUUAAGAAUUUAAAAUAUUAUUAUUAUUAUUAUUAUUUGUUCUUCGAUGCAAGUGGAAUUGUAACAUUAAGAAAAGACAAACGUUUAAAAGUAGGAAAUCAGAAUUUGAACACUCCUUCUGUGUUUACUAAGCCUCUUUCACGCUGGCAUGCUCUACCCAGGUCGGAACCUGCCCGGGUCGGGACCCGGUGUCAUGUGGGUCGGGUAUGUGAUUUCACUCUGCUUUUGGUAAAGCAGGGUUGACCUGGGUGACAGACGCAAGCGCACGACGCACGAAUCAGUGCCCUGGAAGCAGCUUGUUACUGACGCUUCCAUCCAAGCUUCUCUGGGUUGAACCGUCGGCCCUUGAUUGGAGCGAAUGAGACAUGAAACUGCUCCCCAGUGUCGGCCAUUGUGGCUCAAGUUCUUCAUGUAUUUACAUGCAGCGCUGGCUCCACUUAGAUCCACAAUGGAGCCAGCUUGACAACCCCACACUGAUCACCUCUUAAACUUUGUUAAACUCUGUGCCUUGACAUCUCAUCCUGAAGUGCCACCAAAUCCUUACCUUUUCGAAACUUCUCCUUUCUGUAAAUACUCUGUUUUCUCUUGCUGUAAUCGUGCAUGUUCAUGAAUUAUUAUAUUAUGAAGCCAAAGCAUAGUUUAUAUUAUUAUUGUAUUCUGUUAUUUUUGCUGUUGAUUUUCUCCACAGUUUGACGAUUGUGAAAUGUUUGAUUUUAUCUUUUGAAUAUAUCAUUUUCUUUUGCGGUU
Messenger RNA from Acipenser ruthenus (sterlet), 12005 nucleotides. RefSeq names its product SHC-transforming protein 1. Gene Ontology annotation, cellular component: plasma membrane. The coding region runs from base 2646 to 4403 and encodes 585 amino acids. The record is from RefSeq and is a predicted model, not a curated record. Lineage: Eukaryota; Metazoa; Chordata; Actinopteri; Acipenseriformes; Acipenseridae. The transcript has 12 exons. Gene Ontology annotation, molecular function: receptor tyrosine kinase binding. Gene Ontology annotation, biological process: cell surface receptor protein tyrosine kinase signaling pathway; intracellular signal transduction.